Messenger RNA from Brienomyrus brachyistius, 2148 nucleotides. RefSeq names its product transcription factor Spi-B-like. Lineage: Eukaryota; Metazoa; Chordata; Actinopteri; Osteoglossiformes; Mormyridae. The record is from RefSeq and is a predicted model, not a curated record. Gene Ontology annotation, cellular component: nucleus. The coding region runs from base 423 to 1217 and encodes 264 amino acids. The transcript is spliced from 6 exons. Gene Ontology annotation, biological process: regulation of transcription by RNA polymerase II; cell differentiation. Gene Ontology annotation, molecular function: sequence-specific DNA binding; DNA-binding transcription factor activity, RNA polymerase II-specific.
GAUGUAGCGCGGCGAUUCGCGCAGGGCUGCGACCCUGAGCUCGGCAUAAACGGAACACGGUUAAUCCUGCUCAUGACGCCGACAUGCUAAUUAGGGAAAGCAGAACAAUAUCGGUGUGUAAAAUCGCAGUUCACGUUUUCAUGACUGAUAAGCCAGUAGAUUGACAGUUUGGCGACAAGUGAAAACGUUGCGUGAUAAGAUGUUGGCUCGGCUCCGGGGGCAAUCCAGGGAGGGGCAGAAGGCGUGCGGGACAUAUAUAAAUCAGAGCUUACGAUCGGUCCUGCAUUCAGGUAAAUACCGCCCUUCGAAUUACUGCUUUCAUUCGUUUCCGUGCCCUAUUGUAGCGCAUUCCGCUUGGCUGUCGCCUCCACAGUAGCAGUACUCGUGUCUGAUUUCCCUGACUCCAGACCUUUCGUUCAAGUAUGGCAGUGACGGACUGGAGCUCUUCCACCUGUACGCAGUUGGACCUAGACUUGAUUGAGGAGUACCUCCGGGAGAACCUAGGAGAGGUCCUGAAAGCUGAGGAAGGGCCACCAUCCACCAACCGUGGAACAGAGCACCAUGUUAAUCUCAGAGAAAGCACUUGGCUGGGACAGGUUGACUCUGAGUGGACCUUCAGUCCAUUCCCCCAGUGGACAAAGGAAGAGCAGCUUACCAGGGCCAGUGGUGUCGGUAUUGAGGGAAUGAGUCCGGUGGAUACAAGGAACCAGUACCAGCGAUGGGACCAGCCUGACUGUCUGGUGCCGCUGACCAGAUCUACAUCGCUGGGGAGUCUCUUGUCCUGCAGCAGCAGCUCCAACAGCGACAGCGAGAGCCAGUCCGCCAGUCUGGGCUGGGACGGUGCCUCAGCCUCGCCAUGUGUGGAUCCCGUGUGUGGCAGCCCACCCCACGCACCCAUGGCAGGUCGGAAGAAGGAGCGGCUCUUCCAGUUCCUAUAUGAGAUGCUACAGGACCCAGGGAUGCGUAAUUGCAUCUGGUGGGUGCACUCUGACGACGGCACCUUCCAGUUCUCCUCCCAGAACAAAGAACUACUGGCCUGCCUGUGGGGCUGGCGCAAGGGCAACCGCAAGACCAUGACCUACCAGAAGAUGGCGCGUGCCUUGCGCAACUACACCCGCACCGGCAAGAUUUGCAAGGUGAAGAAGAAGCUGACGUAUCAGUUCGACAGGGACACCCUCAGUAGCCUGGGGCACAGCGUUCCGUCCGCACCUCUGUGAGGUCACAUGACAGCUGUGACAUCAUCGUUCCGAAGCUGAAUACUAUGUAUUUGCGGAAUGAGACGGCCAUCACGUGACAUCUUUUUUUCUCUAAAGAUUUUUUACUAUAAUGAUCUGGUCUGAGAUCAGUUUGUUGAUAGUUUAAUUUUACAUUAAUAAAGUCAUUGUGUAUUGGGUGCCAAUUGAUUUUGACGAUAUAAAUCUGAGGAUUGUCUUACGUAAUACUUAAUAAGUAGCUGUUCCUCUCCCCAUGGGACUUGUUUUCCGUGAGGAAUAUAAACAUUGUGUCACUAUAUUGUGCCCCUUACUGCAUUUGAUUGUUACCGUCUUUAAAUAUGCUGUUCGGAAUAUGCCUUAAAUGAAGUGGAACAGUGGAAAAUUGUAUAAAAUUUCUCAGUGGAAACUAAUGCUUCUUCUUCAUGAAUCUGCCUGUUAUUGUGGUCCUAAGUGAUGUUGAUUCGGUUUCCAUUACAGCCACCAUCCAUCCAUUCUAUAACCCCUAAUCUAGGUCAGGGUCAUGGGAGGGGCGAUUAGCCUAAUAGCGGCUCUCUGGGAUUUGAGAGGAAACCCAACCAACGUGGGGAGACCGAGCUUCUCACGCUCAGAGUGAGUCGUAGAGUCACCAGUAACAUUAAAGAAAUUAUAGAAAUUUAUAUCAAAGAAUUAUACAAACACAGUUAUGCAAAUGUAUUUUUAGAUUGAGUAAAGGCUGUGCUCAGUCCUGGACUAUCAAAUUCAAUGGAUAUCCCAGUUCAGAGAAUGUCGGAGUCAGCUCCUGUUGUCCCAGUCUGUGUCUUUUUCCCCAUUGUCCUAGUCUGUAUUGUUUCGCCUGGUCCCUGUGAGCCGCAUGGCCCAACGAGCUGAGCGUGCGGCUGUCUGUUAAUCCUCUGUUAUGUGUUCAAAUCUCACUUCCACUGGUUUUGUAUUUUGU